AUGGCAAAUCGAGGCGAGAAAUUCGGCCAUCCAUGGCAUUUUCAUUUACUGGAUGUGAGCUCACUCUAUUAUAUUAAGCCAACCCGACAAAAAACCGGAAAGGCCAGUCAUGAAAGAAGACAAGCAAUUGUGCAUAAACUUAAACGCGGCACUUGCAUCGUAGCUCUCUGCUGCUUUCUCCAACUGUUGGUCAUUACGUUUGUUAUCCUAGCAUUACCACUGACUGUGUUCAAUCCAAAACAGCCCAGAACGCAGAUACUCUCCGCCACCGUGCAGGGAGUUGCCCCUCGUAUCUCCUUCCCUCCCAUCCACUUGCAGCUCAAUGUCACACUCAGCCGUUUCAGUUUCAAACAUGAUGGGCAUGGCAAGACCCUGCUUCUUUACAGGGACAAGCUGGUCGGAGAAGCCUAUCUCCCCGCCCGGGAUUCCACCACUCUACCCACCCUCCUUACUCUCCAGAUUGAUAAAUUUGCUUCAGAUGUUGGUGCUAUUGUGCGCGAUAUAUUGGCCGGGCAGAUUGCAUUGGAGACCAGGAUCCCUGGCAAGAUUAACUUCCUGGGGAUCUUCAAACACGUUCUUGCGACUUUAGAUUGCCAAAUCUACGUAGGCUUCCCUUCGAUGAAGGUGCUGGAUCAGGUAGAAGCAGCACUAAGUUGUGAAUUGAUCUUGCCGAUAUGCUGUAGACUGGUGUAGGGCAAAUUCUUAAGCCGUAUAAAUAAAUGCAUUUACUUUCGCUGCUGCUCCCCUGAAGUUAUAUACGCCUGUGUGUCACCCUU
Messenger RNA from Tarenaya hassleriana, 776 nucleotides. RefSeq lists its product as uncharacterized. NCBI's taxonomy places the organism in Eukaryota, Viridiplantae, Streptophyta, Magnoliopsida, Brassicales, Cleomaceae. The record is from RefSeq and is a predicted model, not a curated record.